AUAAUAAAAUAAAGAACUGUGUCAUGGAGACAAAAUGUCAACUAAUGGCGGCUCACUCAAAGUUUGUGGCUAAGGACAGUAAAGUGAAAUUAUUGUUUUUACUGUAGGAUAUUAGAUCUACAUACUUAUAUUUAAAACAUGGAUGCUGCAACUGUUAUCCAGUCUACAAAAAGUGGAACUACUUCACAUUCAUAUAUGAAAAGAAAAGUUCCACCAUCUGGACAUCUUGAGCCCAUUAAAGGUCUAGGACGAAGAGACAAACAAGCAGCAGAUAAAAGUGCACUUUUACGAAGUGCACUUCCAGUUCUGCGUAAGCAAGAUAUUGCCAAGUUUCGAAAUUCAUACAAACAUAACCUUUGUCUGGAUAUGCUAACAGAAGGAUUUCACCUGUCCUUUUGUGAGCUAAUUAACCUAAUUCGUCAGCAGCAUGAGCGUAGAGAAGCAGCCGGUCCUGAAUCUUUCAUCUGGACUAAACCAGUUCUUCCUGACCAGCCAGAUAAAUUGGAAAUGAUGAAAAUGUAUUUAACAAGAGCUGAAGCUGCUAGCAGAAUAGGUCAUUAUCUCGAUGAGUAUCAAUCAAGAUAUGAUCUGGCACAAAGUUUCAAAGAUAACCCAGAUGACCAGUGGCUUGUUGACCAUUUUUUCACAACUUGUCUUGAAGUGGCUAUGAAAGUGCCUGUUGAAGUUGGUGGCAAAAUUCAGUCAGAAGGUCAUUGUAAUGUUGGUUUAUGCUUGCAGAAAAGAGGAAACUUUAGAGAGGCUGCUAAACAUUUUGAAGCAUAUCACAAGUUGGCUGCAAAUUACAAGAAUGAAUGGAAGAUGUCCAAUGGAACAAGUUUUUAUACAGAUUCUUGCAUCAAACUUUAUCACAUCUACACUAUCAUUGGAGCAGAGCUGGCAAGGAGUGCUGAACAAGAGGAAAGAGAUCUUUCCUUAGAAACUCUGAAACAAGCAUUGGAAAUGGCAAAAAAUAGCUUAGAUAAGAAACUAGAAGGUGAGGCAUCCUAUAAUCUGGGCAUGGCAUUCCAGAAGAUAAAUGACUUGGAUACUGCGCUGUCUCACUUAUUCAACUUCUAUGAGUCUUGUCAAGGUGACAGUAAUAGUGAAGGAAUUGGAAGAGCCUGUGAUUCUAUUGCCAAAAUUUAUGCCAGGCAAGGUAAUAAAGAAAAAAGUGUUGAGUUUUUAAAGAGAUUUGUUGAACUGACUGAAAAGACUGGCUUAGAAAAAGAAUAUUGUUUGGCAUGCCAUAACCUGGGAAAUGUUUGCAAUUCUGUGGGUAAUUAUGACGAGGCCACAGAAUACUUCAGCAAAGCUUACAACAUAUCACGUGCUCUUGGAGACCCUAUUUCAACCAAUGUAAAUAGAGUGCAGUACGGUAUAGCCAUGGCCCACAGGAUGAUGGGUAAAUUUGCCAAUCACAUUGUUGUUGGAGGUAAAACAUGCAUUACAAGGCUAGCGGAAUGGAAGAGUGUGAGAACCGAUGAGUUUAGCAAGCCAAUCCCAGACACAGUCCCAGGGGCAGCUCAUCACGUUGUGCUCCCACCUCCUCCAGCCCAAAAAGAAACAGAGCAUGAAGAAGAAGCUGAAGAAGAAGCCCAUGAAAUGAAAGAAACCCAAGAUCCUUCAAUAGAGAUUAUCAAACCUGACAGCUUGGAACAAAACAGUGAAUAAACUGAGAAAUGUAACCAAACAUUUGUUUAAAAAUUUCACUGGAAUGAAAAUUUGUUACAUUUUAAAAUGUUUAAUUUUACACUGAACAGAACAUUUAUUAAAUUAUAAACUUACUUUUUUUUUUCAUGAACCUUUCAGAAACAGAAUACAGUUUUCAUGGGAAUACCGAAUACUGCUAUUUAGAAAAACAUCCUCUAAUUUUGUAUUGUAUAAAAUACACAUCUUCCAUUACAUUUUCCUCCAGAUCUGUAAAUACUUUAUUCUGAUGUAAUACUAUAUUCAGUGGAACCUUGAUAACACAUAAACCCUUCAGACAAAGCUCAGCAGGGUGUUUUAUUAGUUUUAGUGACUUAUUUUAGUUAGUUAUAAUAAUCCUUUUUGUUAAAGAAUGUUUAAAUAGUGAUGUUUUGAUAAGAGUUUGCUGGACAAGGAAUAGUAAGAUUCACUCAUAAUUUUGCUAACAAGGUUUCACUGUUUAUGAAAAUCAAAAUUUAGUCAUUCAAGAACAAAAUAAUUUAAUUAUCAUAUUUAUAGUAAAAGAUCCUAUAUUUAAAAAAAUAUUAGAGGCCCAACCCAUUGGUCUCAAUUAAUUUGAGGGUCACAGAUAGAUAUUUGUAUUUGUGUGUCCUACUUUAAAAGUUUCUUAACUGUUUUAAGGCUCAAUUAUACAAUGUUUUAAAGUUCUCUACUAAAUAUAAUUGGUAAAUUAAAUUAUUUCUAUUUGGUAAGUAACUCUCUUAUUCUUAAAAAAAAAUGCUUGUGUUAGAAAAAUUUAGCAUGUCAGCAUUUUGUUUUGUUUUUUUAAUCAUAAAACAAAAAAAAACAACUCUAAUUCAAUAAGCAGCAAUCUUUAAUCUUUACUCUUCUUAUAAGGAGUGGUGGCUGAGUGGUAAUGCACUAGGCUUCCCAAUUAGUGGUCCUGGGUUUGAAUACUGGUGAAGACUGGGAUAUUUAAUUUUGGGAUCUUUGGAUGCCUCUGAUUCCACCCAGCAUUAGUUGGGGAAAAGUAAAGGCAGAUGGUCAUUGUGCUGGCCAUGACACUCUUGUUCACCAUCAGCCACAGAAACAGAUGGCCUUUGCAUCAUCUGCCUUAUAGACUGCAAGGUCUUUACUCUCUCUAUGAAAUUAACAUAGCUAUCACAGCUGGUUAGACUCUUGAAUAUCUUCAUAUCAAGACAGGCAUCUAUCAGCAUUCUAAACUUUUCUAAAUCCGUUUUUCAUUCUACAGAUAAAUUUCUGACAUGCCAAAAAUGGUCUGAAACUGGCUAUUGGACACAAUUAAACCUUGGUCUAUCACAAUCCCUAACAUCAGCAGUAAUCCCCUUUUAUUUUGAAAUAUAAUGUUAUGGUGUAACAUUCACUCAACUAACUCAACCUGCUGUGUAUUUAAUUAUUUAAACAUUAGACAUUUAUUUUCUGCUCAUAUGCUGGAAGACAGUGAAUGAGCAUGCAUUUGAAAUAGUAUAUUUUACAGAAUAUACAACACGGUCACUUGUUCUUUCAGCUGCUUUAACCUUUAUCAGUUUAUGUAAACAAUGUUUUGGUCUGAAUGUCCUAAAAUGUAUGAGAUAAAAUAAAAUGCUAUCACUAAUCUACAUCAAAA
This is a messenger RNA of Biomphalaria glabrata, 3274 nucleotides long. RefSeq names its product tetratricopeptide repeat protein 29-like. Lineage: Eukaryota; Metazoa; Mollusca; Gastropoda; Planorbidae. Gene Ontology annotation, molecular function: protein binding. Bases 139 to 1671 code for a protein of 510 amino acids. The record is from RefSeq and is a predicted model, not a curated record. The transcript has 11 exons.